AGCUAACGAGUGGUCACAAGAACAAAUGAAGUUAUAGACCAUGCGCUUCAGGAAAAGACGUCAGGCUUUUGCAGUCACGACAAUAAGUGGUUUAAUCAUUAUUCUAUAUCUGACUUUCCACAGACAUUCAUCAGUAAUCAGUAAAGAAAUUCAGUUUCGAGGGAUUAUUGAUCAUGAAUUGCGUAAUUGCUCAUGCUCUGUGAAAUACAUCAAAGACCGUCACCCUAACGGGAGUAUCAUCCGAGCUGAACAGGUGAAAAUUGGUGGUAAAAGUUGGAAAAAGAAAGCAAACAUUACUGGAACACCGGCGUAUUCAAACGAUAUUCAUUACUUACAAGAACCUAUAGACAAACACGUUUUUAACUACAUCCAUAACCCGGAGAAAACGUGUUUUCACGAAAAUGGCACGGAGAUGGAUGUCUACCUCGUAUUCUUUGUUCUGUCAGCACCAGGGAAUUUUGAACAACGGGAGAGCAUAAGGAUGUCAUACGGGAAUAGGGAGACCUGGCCAAGCAUUGGCGGUGCGCAAGUGGUGACAGUAUUCAUGCUUGCUUCUACUAGCACGGAAGGGAUGGGGGAAAAAAUUGACGCCGAGUCUGAUCGACACGGGGAUAUCGUACAAGAGUCCUUCGUUGAUUCGUAUGUGAACCUGACACGGAAGACUAUCAUGGGUUUAAAAUGGGUCAGUAACCAUUGCGGACACGCCCAGUUUGCCAUGAAGAUCGACGAUGAUACAGCAGUCAUCCAACGUCGCCUGCUGGAAGUCCUCCAUGACGCACCUCAUACAGGAUACGCAUCGGGUUAUGUCUUCAAGGAACCCAUCGUCAUGAGGGACAAGCAGAACAAAUUCUACCUUUCAAAGAAAUAUUAUCCCGACGAUCACUUCCCCUCCUACCCCAACGGCCAUGGGUACGUCAUGACCAAUGACGUGGUCGACGCCGCAUUCAACGUCGCUAUCACCACACCCCUGUUUCCCUGGGAGGAUGUCUUUUUUGGCAUUUGCCUUCGCAAGCUCAAUAUAACUCUCCGCCAUGAUGCGAAGUUUUUCUACUGGGGAAAGUAUACUUCUCUGUUAAGUGCCAGAAUGCAUAGAAAGGCAGGAAGGUAUGUUAUUGCAACAGACAUUCCCCCGAAAGACAUGGUGCGUUUCUACCAAAGAUUUCUAAUCAGCAAUUAUGUUCAAUCCAGUAACCAGUUUGCGUCAUAUUUCAAAAUUGUUUUGCUCUGCCUUGGAAUAUUGUUUUGCAUAUAUCUUAUUCCUGUAGUGACGGAAAAAAGAAAAGUGAGAAAAGGGUAAAAGGUAGAAGCUUGAAUAAGAGUAUACAAAUGUGAGACUGACGUUUAGAAGUCAAGAAUGACCUCAUGGUAAUCACCUUGAUAAUAUCUUCUUACCGCCGUAUCAAGAUAGUCUGGCGCAUGCAGCCCCGGAAUAGUAUAUGCAGUAGCAAGGCAAAUGCAUUUACCUUCUUGGGGCGAGCAUUGACCCUGGGUUUUGGGGGUUAAGAAAUGAAAAAAAAAAUCAUUAUUCAAAUACCCCUUAAUGAUAUUGGCCUAUUACCUACAGAUCAUUCCUUUUUUUCCAAAAAACAAAUUCGAUGGACAUGAUUGAUGGAAUAUGUGCUCAUCGAUUAUGUAUAGAAAUGACUUUGUCGUGUAGUCUGGCAGUAAUAAAUCAGAUUGUAUUUGAGAGUAGCAAUUAUACAAGCUUGCUUUUUUACGUUAGUCUCGUCUAUGUUCACGUGAAUCUUGCAGGUUUGCAGGUUAUACAUUAUAUUGCUCUGCCGUUAUGUAAUAUUAUGUCUCUGAGUACUGGUUCAGUGCCUGAAGAACUAAAAAUAGCAAAGGUUGUGCCAUUGUUUGAAAAGGAAAAUCCAGAUUAUAUUGAAAAUUACAGACCU
Molecule: messenger RNA, 1898 nt
Organism: Lytechinus variegatus (green sea urchin)
Lineage: Eukaryota; Metazoa; Echinodermata; Echinoidea; Temnopleuroida; Toxopneustidae
Product: beta-1,3-galactosyltransferase 5-like
Exons: 1
Coding region: 41-1297 (418 amino acids)
Cellular component (GO): membrane
Molecular function (GO): hexosyltransferase activity
Source: RefSeq, a predicted model, not a curated record